This is a messenger RNA of Acanthosepion pharaonis, 2022 nucleotides long. The record is from the annotation of a GenBank genome assembly. NCBI's taxonomy places the organism in Eukaryota, Metazoa, Mollusca, Cephalopoda, Sepiida, Sepiidae.
AUGAUUAUGUUGCGAAUAAAAACUUUAUUGAAGACCGUACGUUCGCUUACCUUUUUUGAGUUUCAGGGGCCUGGGCCUUCGAUCAGCGGUAGAUUUGGCCCUUCCAGCAUAUCUUUCUUCACUUUCUUUCAGUCGCUCUCUCUGGAUCAGCAUGACCUCGCCUGUCUACUAUCUGCUUCACAACUGAGCAGUGGCGCCUGGCUCAACGCACUGCCUUCUUCAUCUACCGAAAAAGAAAGCAUUAGUUUCAACUUCCGCCGCACCGCCUAUUCCUCCACCGCACCACCUAUUCUUUUGCCGCACCGCCUAUUCUUCCGCCGCGCCGCCUGUUCUUCCGCCGCGCCGCCUGUUCUUCCGUGGCGCCGCCUAUUCUUCUGCCGAACCAUAUUUUCUUCCGCCGCGCCGCCUAUUCUUCCGUCGCGCCGCCUAUUCUUCCGUCGCGCCGCCUAUUCUUCCGUCGCACCACCUUUUCUUCCGACGCCUAUUCUUCCACCGCGCCGCCUAUUCUUCCGUCGCGCCGCCUUCUUCUUCUGCCGAACCACCUUUUUCUUCCGUCGCGCCGCCUAUUCUUCCACCGUGCCGCCUAUUCUUCCGUCGCGCCGCCUAUUCUUCUGCCGAACCACCUUUUCUUCCGUCGCGCCGCCUAUUCUUCCGUCGCGCCGCCUAUUCUUCCGUCGCGCCGCCUACUUCCGUCGCACCACCUUUUCUUCCGCCGCCUAUUCUUCCACCGCGCCGCCUAUUCUUCCGUCACGCCGCCUAUUCUUCUGCCGAACCACCUUUUCUUCCGUCACGCCGCCUAUUCUUCUGCCGAACCACAUUUUCUUCCGUCGCGCCGCCUAUUCUUCUGCCGAACCACCUUUUCUUCCGUCGCGCCGCCUAUUCUUCCGCCGCGCCGCCUAUUCUUCUGCCGAACCACGUUUUUCUUCCGCCGCGCCGCCUAUUCUUCCGUCGCGCCGCCUAUUCUUCUGCCGAACCACCUUUUCUUCCGUCGCGCCGCCUAUUCUUCCGUCGCACCACCUUUUCUUCCGCCGCCUAUUCUUCCACCGCGCCGCCUAUUCUUCCGUCACGCCGCCUAUUCUUCUGCCGAACCACCUUUUCUUCCGUCGCGCCGCCUAUUCUUCCACCGUGCCGCCUAUUCUUCCGUCGCGCCGCCUAUUCUUCUGCCGAACCACCUUUUUCUUCCGUCGCGCCGCCUAUUCUUCCGUCGCGCCGCCUAUUCUUCCGUCGCACCACCUUUUCUUCCGCCGCCUAUUCUUCCACCGCGCCGCCUAUUCUUCCGUCACGCCGCCUAUUCUUCUGCCGAACCACCUUUUCUUCCGUCGCGCCGCCUAUACUUCUGCCGAACCACCUUUUCUUCCGUCGCGCCGCCUAUUCUUCCGCCGCGCCGCCUAUUCUUCAGCCGAACCACAUUUUCUUCCGCCGCGCCGCCUAUUCUUCCGUCACGCCGCCUAUUCUUCUGCCGAACCACCUUUUCUUCCGUCGCGCCGCCUAUUCUUCCGCCGCGCCGCCUAUUCUUCUGCCGAACCACAUUUUCUUCCGCCGCGCCGCCUAUUCUUCCGUCACGCCGCCUAUUCUUCUGCCGAACCACCUUUUCUUCCGUCGCGCCGCCUAUUCUUCCGUCGCGCCGCCUAUUCUUCUGCCGAACCACCUUUUUCUUCCGUCGCGCCGCCUAUUCUUCCGCCGCGCCGCCUAUUCUUCUGCCGAACCACAUUUUUUCUUCCGCCGCGCCGCCUAUUCUUCCGUCACGCCGCCUAUUCUUCUGCCGAACCACCUUUUCUUCCGCCGCGCCGCCUAUUCUUCCGUCGCGCCGCCUAUUCUUCCAUGAUGCACUUACAUCUAUCUAUCUAUCUAUCUAUCUAUCUAUCUAUCUAUCUAUCUAUCUAUGUAUCUGAGAAUAAACCGUAUCUAUCUAUCUAUCUAUCUAUCUAUCUAUCUAUCUAUCUAUCUAUCUAUCUAUCUAUCUAUCUAAUCAUUUGUUCUAUCUAUCUAUCUAUCUAUCUAUCUAUCUAUCUAUCUAUCUAA